CUUUUGUGCUUAAUGGAAAAAGGAAUAAGACUUGUGCAACUUGUUUAACUAAUAAAGCUAAGACAAGAGCUGAUAAAAAGACUAUACAUGAUGAUAAUCAAAUUAUUGAAACAAUUCUGUUAAAUGAUUUAAAUGAAUAUGUUAUAGAGUUAAUGGACACAUAUGCUUACAAAGAAUCAAAUCGUCCAAGAAUGGAACAUUUUAAUUGUUAUGGAACACUGAUUAUAAAUAUUGAUAUGCCUGCGACUAAG
Molecule: messenger RNA, 251 nt
Organism: Racocetra fulgida
Lineage: Eukaryota; Fungi; Glomeromycota; Glomeromycetes; Diversisporales; Gigasporaceae
Source: the annotation of a GenBank genome assembly